AUGGCCGGCACCGACGCAGAGAGACGCCAGGUCUACCUAGCCUGUAAACCAAUCUUCACAGGAAGCAAUGCAUCGCUGCGAAAGUUAAAGAAUGUCCAGAAACAGAUCAAUCUUCAUCAGUCCUCGCUUCAUACCCUGAUCCCGGGCUUUGCUGCCAAUCGAGUUGCAGUUAUCGCCAAGUACCUUUUGGAGAAGAGGGUGUUUGAAUCGGACGUCAAAGCGAAGAAGGAGUUUCCUGAUCUAUUCGUGUCGUCGUCUUCAAGAGAAAUAUGGCGUGAUACCUUUGAGAUCGAAGCAGCCCGUUCCACGGCGGAGGCGCUGAGUGAAAUUGCGUCGGUGUACGAAGGAGACGACGAGAAUAGGGAAGAAGACAUACCGUUGCAGGAAGAGGCUCAUGCCGAGCCAGAGAUCCCGGCGGAUCAAGGAACUGCUCCCGGGGAUAAGCCAGCAAAAGAGCCCGAUCUACCAGUCCCCUCGCUAUACCCCUUAUACUUCCCCUACCAUACGCAACACUCCAUCCUCUGUACCAUCCAACGGGUGCUAGAAGAAUGCUUCUUCGAUUUCACGAACAAAUGGAUGCCCGCAGAAAUCGAACGCAAUGGAUGGGACUGCGCCACCGCUGUGGAGCUCACUAAAUGGACAAGACUGCUACCAAAAUGGUCCGCAAAACUACCGGAGGAGUGUUUGCAAUUGCACGGCUCGGAAUUAGAUACGCUUCUCUAUACAAUCCGGAAGAUUCGCCAUACAGCCGUUCAUCGGCUGCGAACCACGGCACGGGGAAUCGGUGAACUGGCUCUCUCCGCCAUGAGACUCGCAGAGGUUCUACAGGAUGGGGCACGGAUAUCGCAAUUAGAGGAUCUCCACCUCGACAUUCAAGGGAAAAUCAAGGCGAUGGAGUUGAGCCAGAAUGCCCUUGAGGAACAUCUCAUUUCGGCGCUCAAAGCCAUACAGCUCCAACGGGAGGAACUCGACAGGAAAGAGGAGGAGCUCAGGAUGGCAACUGUGAACAGCGACAGGGAGAAUCGGGCCCUGGUUGGUUUUUUGAUCGAGAAGUCGGUGCAGAGGAUUUUCGGUGAUGAGAGUGACAGCGGGUUCACCACGGCUGAUGAGGGAGAUGACAAGCUGGUUUAA
Messenger RNA from Monascus purpureus, 1131 nucleotides. The record is from the annotation of a GenBank genome assembly. Lineage: Eukaryota; Fungi; Ascomycota; Eurotiomycetes; Eurotiales; Aspergillaceae.